GGAAAUGCACAGUAGAGUUUGUGGAUUGCUUUUCCUUAGCCAUAGAAGCAGAGGCGUGGCUUGGCUAGUUGAUAGCUGCCAUGGCCCUGCUGUGCAUAGUAAGGCUAGAGCAUUAGGAUUGAGGUUGGUGCCUUUCCACUCUGUCCCAGUAACAACCGUUCCUUCGCCAGGCUGCCUUCUUAUGUUCUCAAGUUCCUGGUGACCGUGGCAGACGUUUUCGAGCAACGGGUAGCAAGGGUCGUCUAAGGAUUUGUUUUGCUGGAUAGAAUUGCUCUAGAACUGCAAAAAAACUAUUAGCAUCAAGGAAGUUCUCGAGGUUAACCCUUGCAGUCACUGAUGGCAGCCACGUGACUGACGUCAAGAGAGCAAAGUUGUACUUUGGUCACUAUGGCUUCAGUGUAGGGCCCCAGUGUAAUUAUAGGCAUGAGUCAGGGUGCAUAGUGCACCUGUUUCAACUUCCAGUUAUUUGUGUCCCUGAACAAGGAAUUGGACUAGGGAUGGACACAUGGAGGGUGGUCAGAAAAGAGACAGUUUAUUUAAAAAGCAUUUCCACAGGUGGAAGUGGGCCCGGGCUAGAGAAGGGCUAGGAGUUCAAGGACUCCUGUUCAGAGCAGACUGGCACAUUUGUACCUCACGUGGUUUUCUUUUUGUGCAACUCUGUUGGAAGACAGCCUGGCAGGAAGGGACUUCUAGUCUUUCAUAACUGGCUUCAUAUGUCAGUCUUCACUAAUUCCCUCUUUGUCUACCCUUUGUCCCCUACAGCCUUCCGCCUUCCUCUCCCUCAACCCUGUCCGCUCCUUCUCUCUCCCCAAUACUCUCUGGUCACACCAGCAUGUAGGUAGAUAUGCGGUUUGCUUCUGACGGGAUGGAAUAGUGAUAAUGAUCUCCAAGCACUGGUAUACAUUGUAGAUACCUCCGCCCCCGGCUUCUUUUAUUUCAUUGUUUUCCUUAGGACAAAAGAAAAUGAAAAAAAAAAUGGUUCUAAGACUUUAUCCUCAAGUAAUAAGGAACUCAGGAAGAGAGAUCCAGUGUGUGCUUGUGGUGGUGACACCUGUUAAUGCAAGGGUUGGCUUCUCAGUUUCCUUAACCACAGAGAAACUGGCUGUGUCCCUCACUAGGUAGCUUUAUAUUCAUUACAAGCACAACGGUCCCUCCUCCUGGACCUUGAUCCACCAAACCACAGCUGUUACCUAACCCACAUUUAUGCUCUCUGCCACUGGGGACCUGCAAGAAUGUCCUUCUAUUUUUGAAAAAAAAGAAAAAAAAGAAAAAAACUUGAGUUGCCACGUGCGGUUUAUCCAACUUUUCACAAUGUUUGGAAAAUCUUUUGUAAUCCUACUUUUGUUGGUGACCUCAGGAGAAGCAAAGAAGUCAUUUCUCAGUUUCCUGAAUACACAAAAUUCAGAAAUACUGUCAUUUGCAAAGACAAAGGAAACUGUCAUCGUAAGGUCCAGUUACAAGGACAGACGGCCGAACUCCAGCUACCUUUCGGUGAAAGUAGAAGAUGCAAAGGUGCUGCAGGUGGUGGACGUGACCAAGACCUCGCGGGACACCACAGACUUUACCAUCAGCCUAAUGGCUUUCCCAGGAGAGACGAACAUGACCAUUCAACUCUGGGAUUCUGAAGGUAGGCACAAAAGACUCAUUGAAGAGAUAACAGAUGUUAAAGUCAGAGUGCUCGGACAGACAGAAGACAGCCUCUUCCAGGCACCAGUGCAUGUCAAUCAAUAUAUCUUGCUGCUUGUUUUAUCGAUGAUCCUUUUAAAUAAAUGUGCCUUUGGCUGCAAGAUUGAGUUCCAGGUACUUCAAACCGUAUGGAAACGACCUCUGCCAAUAGUUCUUGGGGCAGUGACACAGUUUUUUCUUAUGCCAUUCUGUGGCUUCCUUUUGUCUCAGAUUUUGGGAUUGCACGAAGCACAAGCUUUUGGAUUUGUGAUGACCUGCACAUGCCCAGGAGGAGGUGGGGGCUAUCUGUUUGCCCUCCUUCUGGAAGGAGAUGUCACUUUGGCCAUUUUGAUGACUUGCACGUCGACAUCCCUGGCCCUGAUAAUGAUGCCUGUCAAUUCUUACUUAUAUAGUAGGCUAUUAGGGUUAGCAGGUAUCUUUCAUGUUCCUAUUUUAAAGAUUGUGUCUACACUCCUGUUCAUUCUGACACCAGUAUCAAUUGGUGUGGUCAUCAAGCACAGAACACCUGAUAAAGCAGUCUGUUUAGAGAGAGUAGUUCAGCCUCUGAGUCUGACUUUGAUGUUUGUAGGGAUCUAUUUGGCUUUCAGGAUGGGACUGGUGUUUCUGAGAAUGGCUACCGUAAACGUGCUUCUUUUGGGGCUUUUGGUUCCUGCACUGGGCUUUAUGUUUGGCUAUUUCUUUGCUAAAGUCUAUAUGCUGCCUCUUCCUGUUUGCAAAACGAUUGCUAUUGAAAGUGGGAUGCUGAAUAGUUUCUUAGCCCUGGCCAUUAUUCAGCUCUCCUUCCCGCAGCUCAAGGCACAUGAAGCCUCUGUGGCUCCUUUUACAGUAGCCAUGUGUUCUGGAUGUGAAAUGUUGCUGCUCUUUCUGAUCUACAAGGCUAGGAAACUAGGAACCCUUAGCACAGAAGCUGAAAAAGCUCCCCUAGUCUAAAAUUCGCAGCACUGCUAACCCUUGCCCUGGCCAAGAAUCAAACUGUGCAUAAAUAAUGCCUGCUCUAAAGUCGCCUUUCAUCUGCUCAGAGGCUUGACGAGGAGGUGAGAGUAUUUCCUCUAAUACUUGUAUGUUUUGUAUAUUUGUGUGUGUAAUAUGCUACACAUGUAUAUGUAUAUAAAUGUUAUAUAUUGUAUAUGUUAUAUAGGAUACACACACACACACACAUGCUACCCAUAAUAAGCACCCAGUGACUGCUACAGUACAUAUUGAGAAGGGGGAUUAAGAUGCCCUUGCAGAUUGUUAGUUUGGUAAUGAUUUUACAGUCUCUUAAUGAGGAACAGCAAUGGAAAUAACCAGUGAAUCUUGAAUCUUGUGUAUCCUAAGUUUUUAAGGAAAGACUGUCCUUACAAUGGGUAGCAAAUGCUUACCCAGGAAAUGAACAUGCAGAUUUCUAUCUGGCACUCCCCUGGCAGCCCCACUAGCUCAUUUGGAAGCAGCCUGUCUUGAAUAAACACAGCAAGGCUGUUUCCACAGCUGCAUGUGUUUCUGACUUCUGUACUCCACCCCAAAGGCACGGGCACUUAUCUGGAGAGCUUGUCUCCUCCUCAUCCGUCUUUUUAAACAGUCAACCUCGCUACUGUGAAAUGUUUCAUUGAUACCUGCAGCAGCCUCCUCCCAUUCCCAGUGCUGCUUUCCAAACCUUCCAAAUGAACUUUGACUUCUCACUGCUAACUCUAGUCAGCCAUAUUAAUCUUAAUGUUUAAUUUGGAUUACAUAAUUUCACUGCAAAGAAACCUGUUUGCUACAUACAUAAAGCCCCCUACUCCUGGGUUAGGCAUUUAUAACCCUCUGCUGUGAAUUUAAUACAGCGUUCUAGUUUGUUCGCUACAACUUCUUUACAUAGAAGUCUUUGCCAUUUUGUGGGUUUCUUUUGAUUCAGAUUGUGGCUCUGCCUAAGGCGCACACUUUUCUAUUAUACCGUUCUUU
Molecule: messenger RNA, 3606 nt
Organism: Myodes glareolus (Bank vole)
Lineage: Eukaryota; Metazoa; Chordata; Mammalia; Rodentia; Cricetidae
Gene: Slc10a5
Product: solute carrier family 10 member 5
Biological process (GO): bile acid and bile salt transport
Cellular component (GO): membrane
Molecular function (GO): bile acid:sodium symporter activity
Source: RefSeq, a predicted model, not a curated record